This is a messenger RNA of Paramecium sonneborni, 832 nucleotides long. NCBI's taxonomy places the organism in Eukaryota, Ciliophora, Oligohymenophorea, Peniculida, Parameciidae. The record is from the annotation of a GenBank genome assembly.
AUGAAUAAUUCAGUUAAAUUUACAAAGUAAGGUGGUAGAAUAGUACUUUCAGUUAAAAAAAGGGAUAAUUAACAUAUUUUUUCUGUUUGGGAUAAUGGGGAAGGAAUAAGUAGUGAAUAAAUGUUAGAUAUGUAGAAUCGUUUAUAAUAAUAAUAAAAUGUUUCAAAUAAAUUAGGAUUGGGUCUAAGAGUAUCGAAAGGAAUAGUAAAAUAUUUAAGUGGAGAUGGAGAAUUACAAAUUAAAAGUGAGAAAGGAUUUUAUACAGUUGUAAGUUUUUGUAUAAACGAACAAAUGAAGACAGGAAUUCAAGAAGUUGGAUUAUCUUUAAAAGACAUAGAUGAAAAUGGUUCUAAUACUAAAGAUUCAGUUUAAAAAGUUUAUGUUUCCUCAAAAAUGUUUUUAAAUUAAUAAUGCAAAUGUCCAUAGAUUCUUAUAGUGGAUGAUGUACCUUUUAAUCAUAUAGCAUUACUCGCAUUAUUAUAAGCCUAUGGAUGGAAAGCAGAUAGUGCAUAUGAUGGGGAUUCUGCAAUUAGAAAAGUCAAACAAAAAUUACACAAUACUUGUUGUAAAAUCUUUAGAUUGAUUUUUAUGGACAUUGAAAUGCCAGGAAAGAAUGGAUUUGUUGUUAGUAGUGAAGUAUUGAUGCAUAAAUUAAUUAGAGAUUUCAGAAAUUCUUCGUAAUGAAAAAUAAAGUACCGUUAUAGUAAUGUGUUCUGCAUAUAAUGGAUAAGAGAAUGCCAAAUAGGCUCAUGAGAGUGGUAUGCAUGAAAUCUUAUCUAAACCAAUUUCAUUAGAUUCUUUGCAAACGCUUUUAGGAAAAUACUUUUGUUGA